UAUCAACCCACCACAAUUGUCAAUUGUCAUAAUGAGCUUCUCCGUUCUUUCCCAGUUGUCUUCCUUUCUCAGCCUUACAACAAUUUUGGUCCAAGCAUAGCAUUGAGAAAGGCAGGAAUCAAAGGGAAAUCGCGAAGAAGAUUAUUUGAUUAAGGCACCCAAAUCCCAAAUCCAGACCACUCUGGCCCUAUUGGCAGAUGCUGCGAGAGAGGCUAGAGUGUGUCGGUAGAAAGAAGUUUGAAGCUUGUCGGUUCUGGAAUAUUAAAUUUGAAGCCAUCUCGUUGGGGAGGGAGCUGAAAUUCUAAGGAUUUCCCCAGAAGGGUCCUCUCCAGAUCUACAUUUCUCACCAACAAUCCAAUACCAACAUUCCGCCCACCCCCAUUGUUCCUCUACCUCUCUCUCUCUCUCUCUCUCUCUAAAGGUCUUUCCUUUCCUAGUCUUGUCUGGCCUUUCAAUUGGGUCUGCUCUCCCUUUUAUCCUCAUACGUCUGGUCUCCUUCGCCGAUUUCUCCUUUGAUUUCCCGGCUCACCUGCGUUUCUUGCACAAGAGCCAGGUAUCCUGGAUUUCGCUUGUGUAUCUGCCUCUGUCUUUGUCACCAUUCCAUUAAUCCCCACAACCUUAGCCGAAGAAGAAGACAGUGAAUGCACCAAGUAAUGCGGUUGAAUUUGGGCUUUCCCACUAAGGGCUUGUGGAGUUUCAGGUGAAUUGGAAAGCAUUUUCCAGGACGGAAAAGAGGAAUCUUUGAUUUUCCGGCUGUGUUUGCAUGCGUUUAGUGCUGAAAUCUAUUACAAGAGGACCAAUUUUGUAUUGGGGCAAAAGAAGAAUGGGAGGGAGCGGUCCUUUCAUCCCAAUUCUGGGUUUUGCUUCAUGUGUGGUCUUCAUUUAUCUUUCAUUUGGUGACCUGUGGCCGGCGUAUCCUGUGGGACCGGCGUGGAGUUUUGUGCAGAGAAAUGGGACUCGGUUUGUGUUGGACGGCAAGCCGUUCUAUAUCAAUGGGUGGAAUUCGUAUUGGUUGAUGGACCAUUCCGCCGAUUACCAGAGGAAACACAAGGCUAGUGCAAUGCUGGAGGCUGGUUCAAAAAUGGGUCUCACCGUCUGUAGAACUUGGGCGUUCAAUGAUGGCGCCCACAAUGCACUUCAGGUCUCCCCUGGCCGAUUUGAGGAGAAUGUUUUCCGGGCGUUGGAUCAUGUGAUUGCUGAGGCGAAAGCACAUAAAGUUAGGCUGCUUCUUAGUUUAGUCAAUAACUUAAAAGCAUAUGGCGGGAAGGAUCGAUAUGUGAAGUGGGCAUGGGAAGAAGGCAUUGGUUUGAGCGCUUCUAAUGAUUCUUUCUUCUAUGAUCCAUCCAUCAAAAAGUACUUUAAGCAUUAUUUACAGACCAUGCUGACAAGGAAGAACACUGUCACGGGAGUCGAAUAUAGGAAUGAUCCAACCAUAUUUGCAUGGGAGUUGAUGAAUGAGCCCCGUUGCAUGACAGAUCCUUCUGGAGAUACUAUUCAAGAGUGGAUUGAAGAAAUGUCGGCUUAUGUGAAAUCAAUCGACAAGAAUCAUCUACUGACAGUGGGGCUGGAAGGGUUUUAUGGUCCUAAAAACCCCAAAAGACUAACUGUGAAUCCAGCAGAUUGGGCUGCAGACCUGGGAUCUGAUUUCGUUAGCAACUCAAAGGUUUCACACAUCGAUUUUGCCUCCGUUCAUAUAUACCCUGAUCAUUGGAUUGCUCAUCGAUCAUUUGAGGAUAAACUGACAUUUGUUUCGAAGUGGAUGCUCUCACACAUCGAAGAUGGUCACCAUGAGCUGAACAAGCCUGUCCUCUUCACCGAAUUUGGAUUGUCUAAUCUGAACAAGGACUUCCAACCAUCUCAACGUGACUGGUUAUACAAAACAGUUUAUGACAUCGUAUACAAAUCUGCUCAGAAAAAGGGAGCUGGAGGUGGUGCUUUGAUGUGGCAAUUAUUUGUGGAAGACAUGGACGAGAGUAAUGAUGAUUUCGGUAUCGUCCCAUGGCAAAGGGCAUCAACAUAUAAAUUGAUAACAGAGCAAUCAUGCAAGUUGGCAAAACUCCGAGGUGCCAUAGAAGAGAGCCAAAAUUUGAAAGAACUGUGUUUGCAGAAACAGUGAUGCAACAACCUUGAAGUUCAACACUUACCAAACUUUUGUGUGCACAAUUCUGUAUAAGAUGAACACAUUCACUUUUAGGCUUCUAGCUGUGCUCCUCUGAAUUUUAUACAGAUGUGGCAGCACGGGCGAAUUAGAUAUAGAGGUCAUCAUGAAAUCAAUAUGGGUGCUUUGCUGUAAAAUCUUCUAAAAUGAUCAUAGAGGAGAGAUUGGAUUUGAUAUUUAGGUGCUUUGCUG
Linum tenue is the source of this 2350-nucleotide messenger RNA. The record is from the annotation of a GenBank genome assembly. Lineage: Eukaryota; Viridiplantae; Streptophyta; Magnoliopsida; Malpighiales; Linaceae.